UUAGAGCAACGCGUCACAUGUUGUUUUUCUCCACAACCGGAGCACUUGGACGCUCGCCUUGACCGCAGCUUUGACGUUAAACACCGCUGAAACGUCUGCAAUGGACUGAAUGACAACACCGUCGCCUCCACAGCUGCUAUAUUUCAUUUUUCUCGGCUCAAAUUGAGAACUUUUUUUUUGCGGCAGAGAAAUGGCGAGUCCUCCGGGGGCGGCGGGACACUUAUUAUUGAAUGGCGUCAAGAAGUGCGGCGACCUGCGAAAACACAAACACGGACACCGGCGCUUUUUCGUGCUGAGAGAGCCAACCGAGAACUCCCCUGCACGGCUGGAGUACUACGACAGUGAGAAGAAAUGGCGGAGCAAGGGCGCAGCCAAACGGGUGAUCGGUUUGGACUCCUGCCUCUGCGUAAACAAGCGGGCGGACGCCAAAAACAAACACCUGAUCGCUCUCUACACCAAGGACGAGUACUUUGCCGUGGCCGCAGACAGCGAGCAGGAGCAGGAGAGCUGGUACGUGGUUCUGACGGACCUUCUGGCCGAGUGCAGGGUGUACGACAGCCCCGCGUCCACGUCCUCUCUUGUGGGCUUCGAAGAGGCCAGCUAUGGACUUGUUGCCCCUGCUGCCUACAAGGAGGUAUGGCAGGUGAAUUUGAAAUCCAGAGGCCUGGGUCAGGUGAAAAAUCUCACCGGCGUGUUUAGACUCUGUUUGUCCAGCCGGACAAUCAGUUUUGUGAAGCUGAACUCGGAAACGGCGGCGGUUUGUUUACAGCUGAUGAACAUCCGGAGAUGCGGCCACUCGGACAGCUUCUUCUUCAUUGAGGUAGGGCGAUCGGCCAUUACUGGGCCCGGGGAAUUCUGGAUGCAGGCAGAGGACUCUGUGGUGGCCCAAAACAUUCAUGAGACCAUCUUGGAGGCCAUGAAGGAACUCUCUGAGUUUAGGCCCAGGAGCAAGAGCCAGUCGGCCAGCACCACUCCGAUCUCUGUGCCCUCCCGACGCAACCUCAACAAUUUACCUCCAAGUCAGACGGGCCUGGUGAGGCGAUCCAGAACUGACAGCAUGGCUGCGACGUCCCCAGGGAGGAAGAUUGCAUCCUGCCGAGCGAGAACCUCCAGCGAAGGAGACGGAAGUGUGCCGUGGCCUGUGUCCACAUCAAUGCCCGUGACCGCGAGUCACACCAGUUCAAACUCUGGCGUUCAACUCAGCAGGUCCCACACACUAAGCAGCGGGCGCACUUGCAGGAUGCUAGAGUCGUCCUCUAACCUGCAUCACAGCCUGUCUGUAGCGAUGUCCAACUCCCCUCCUUGUCCCUCCAGCCCCAUCAGUGUUUCUCCUGGAUAUGCUGGUCUCUCCACCCCCGACAAGGCUGGCCGACCCUUCAGCUGCAGCGCCUCCAUCUCUGGUUCCCUUAACGACACCACCUUCAUACUGUGCGAUGAUUACAGCUGUAGUCCAGUCGAAGCAAAGUUCCUGCCCUUGUCCUGCACCGACUCCCUGUCCAGCACCCCCCCAUCACGCAAUGAAGGAGCAGGGCUGGAUAAAGCUUACAGGAAGCGAACGCACUCCCUCACCACGCCACGCCAACAAAAGGUGGUUACACCGCUGUCCUCUGCCUCCCUGGAUGAGUACAUGCUCAUGAGGUUGAGCGGCUAUGGACACAACACCACCACACCCAAAGUGAGCUAUCCAGAAGAUUAUGGAGACAUAGAGAUAGGCUCGUCCAGAAGUUCAAGUAGUAAUCUUGGUGACGACGGCUACAUGCCCAUGACUCCAGGUGUGGCGCCGCUAUCAGGCAAGGUAGACAACUAUGUGCCCAUGAGCCCCAUGUGUGUCUCUGCUCCAAAGCAGAUUGUAAACCCCAGAGUGCAUCCUCACGGGACUGCCAGCAGGGGCUAUAAGACCAGCUCCCCCUCCAGCAUCUCACUGGAGGACAACGGUUACAUGAGAAUGUGGUGUGGCUCCAAGUCCUCCAUGGACAGCCCAGACAGGCAUGGAGAAUACAUGACCAUGUCACCAGGAAACCCCCCUGCACUCCAGACUUCUCCUGAUUACUAUACAGGUGCAACGGCUGUAGAACCGACAGCAGUGAGGGCAGCGUACCAAUCCAGCUCCCACACACUCCCUGCUAAUGUCCAGGCCUCCAAGAAUGAUGAGGGAAGCCAGUAUGUGUUGAUGAGCCCUCAGAGUUCCCUCCGGGGAGGGUCGGAUUCAGACUACUAUUCUAUGAUGCAACCUGCUGCAGCUCAAACUUUGUCACAAAGCCCUUUAACGGCAUCCCCAGCAAGACAUGGCUGGGUGGAUAACCUGCCCCACAGAGGGAGACUGGGCAGACCCAACAGGCUGCCCCUUGACAACAUCAGGACCCUGCCUAGCAUGAAUGAGCACCCAGUGCCCGGCAAGCCCAGCAGCCCCGGAGAGUACAUUAACAUCGACUUGGAGAGGAACCGAUUCUCUCUGCCUUCAAGUGAGUCUGCAGAAAGGAGGCUGUCGACUUUGACUUCAAGCGAAGAAGGUUCCAGGAGGUCUUGCCUGACUUCUUACGGCAAACUUGAGUUGGCCUCGCACCCGCCAGAGGAGGCUGAAGGUAUUGCUGCAGACCACUUGGAUACACUCCCAGACUUGUCUACGUGUCCGAGCUCAAAAGAGGAUGGGGUGUACCAUCUGGGCGACGAGAACAGGCCAAGAGAGAGGAAUGAUGUUGACAGCGACUACACUGAAAGGACGUUUGGGAUGAACAGCUCAUCCCCGCAACUUGUCCCUCAGGGGAAUACAAGCCAGAGCAACAGAGGAAGGAGGCAUUCGUUGGAGGAGCUGGCAGUCCCAGAUGGCAUUGGGGUCUUCCUCCUGGAGGGUGCCUCUUCAUCCACACUCAACCCUGUUGGCUCCGCCAAGGUGAUUCGCGCCAACCCCCAAGGACGUCGACGCCAUAGCUCUGAGACCUUCUCCUCCACGGCCACUGUCACUCCGGUCUUCCCUUCAUUUGCUCGCGGGGAGAAUGUGAAGAGGCACAGCUCCGUGGAGAACAUCUCGUCACGAAGCAGUGAGGGCUCGGACGAGGAGUACGGAAGUCCCGUCAACCGCUCAGCUGGUUACCCUCACGGACUCAACUAUAUUUCCUUGAACCUACUUGAUGGCAAAUGCGAUGAGUUGGUUGGCUUCAAACCAGCAAGCAGCUGCAAAGGCGGUGUUGGUGGAUUACACAGCACGCCAUAUGCCUGCUUGGGCUUCAAGGAGGCUGCAACCACUGCCAAAGAUUGAAGCAGACAUAUCGGAUCAGCAAGACACCAUUACUGACCAACCACUGACAACCCAAAAGAUGACACACAAACACACACACGCGUGCGUGUCUGUACUUUUUGCUGUGACCCAAAUGUGAGCUCGAGCAUGCAAGCAAAGGCACCGAUAUUACUGUAUAUUUAUUUAUUAAUUUAUAUAUAGAUAUACACACACACACAUAUAUAUAUAUAUAUAUAUACAUACAUACAUACAUA
Molecule: messenger RNA, 3489 nt
Organism: Nerophis ophidion (straightnose pipefish)
Lineage: Eukaryota; Metazoa; Chordata; Actinopteri; Syngnathiformes; Syngnathidae
Product: insulin receptor substrate 2-like
Exons: 3
Coding region: 191-3256 (1021 amino acids)
Biological process (GO): insulin receptor signaling pathway
Cellular component (GO): cytosol; plasma membrane
Molecular function (GO): insulin receptor binding; phosphatidylinositol 3-kinase binding
Source: RefSeq, a predicted model, not a curated record